Messenger RNA from Trametes versicolor FP-101664 SS1, 1066 nucleotides. RefSeq lists its product as uncharacterized. The record is from RefSeq and is a predicted model, not a curated record. NCBI's taxonomy places the organism in Eukaryota, Fungi, Basidiomycota, Agaricomycetes, Polyporales, Polyporaceae. The transcript is spliced from 2 exons. The coding region runs from base 94 to 984 and encodes 296 amino acids.
GCGCCAACAAGAGAUGCCGAGCUUUGGUUCGAGGACGGGAACCUCGUCCUCAUAGCUCGAGAAGUCGAGUUCCAAGUGUACAGGGGGACCCUCAUGAAGCACUCGCCAAUCCUCAAGGACAUACUUUCGCAAGCGUGUCCAGAGAUCUCCCCUGAACUCGGGCUCAGUUGCAACGUGGAGAAACGCAGUGACAGAGAUUACACCGUCAUGCGCUUAUCAGACUCCCCCGAAGACCUCAGACAUUUCCUCCGCCUCUUCUUCUCAGGAAGCGCACUCAACGUUUGGGCGCUAGAGCCAACCAUCCACCAGCUCUCCGCUUACAUCCGCCUCGGUCUGAAGUACCAAUGCGCGCAGGCGGUCGAUCUCAGUCUAGGCUACCUCAAGAAAUGGUACACGGACACCCGCGACGCCUGGUUCGGCGUCUCCGACCUACAUCCACCCAAGUUCGAACCCGUGCACACCAUCGCCGUCGUGAACCUCGCACGCCUCGCGGGCCCCGCCGGCGCCCCCAUCCUCCCCGCCGCGCUCAUGGUGUGCUGCAUGCUCGAGGCGGAGGUCGUGAGCGGGUUCGCGCGCGAGGACGGCUCGCAGGAGACGCUCGCCCCGGACGACCUCGGGCGCGUGUUCGCGGCGAAGGCGCGCCUGCUGCAGGCGAACGUGAAGGCGACACACCGCGUGUUCGGGCAGACGGUGUCCCCACACUGCAAGCGCGCGAAGACGUGCGCGGCGGUGCUGGCGCAGCUGCUGGGCAAGCUCGUCGACGACGAGACGGUGAUCGAGUCGCUGCGGUGGUCGUCGCUGUGGGGGACGUACAUCGACAAGAUCGAUGCGGAGGGGGAGGAGGGGCGCCGGCAGCUGUGUGCGCAGUGCCAUCGGAUGAUCUCGUACACGCGGCCGGAGGAGUUCCAGCGGGAGUUGUUCAACGACCUGCCGUCCAUGAUGGGCGUCACCGUGGAGAACUGGGCGGGGAAACUGGAGGAUUAGUUCUGCGCAUACGAGUUGGAUGGUCAAAAGCCUACCGGAUGAGCAUCCAUGGAUGAUAUCUGAGGGAUCAGAGCGUCCGAAC